AUGCUCUCUCCCAAAGAACGUCCGGUCGCCGGCUUUCAACCACCGGCGGUUCAAGAAGUCCUUGAACGCAAUCCGAAAAAGACCAAACGUGAUGAUCGACUACCAGACCUUAUCGCCGUUGACACCUUGCCGGACUUCGUUCCGGAAACACCACUGGACGCGCCGAUGGAACAGCCCAACGAUGACCCUGACUGUCCAAGAAUCUUGGUGACUAAAGAGGAAAAGAAGAGGCUAAGACGCCCGUGGCGCAAAACUCUUAUCAUUCAUCUUCUUGGGAGACCAGUAGGCUAUAACCUCCUUCUCCGGCGCCUGCAAACACUCUGGAAACUUGAAUCCUCCUUGGACCUGAUUGACCUUGUUCAUGGAUACUACCUAGCGAAAUUUGAGUCUCAAAACGACUACGAUCACGUCAAGUUGGGAGGUCCUUGGAUGUUGCUAGACCACUAUUUGAUCGUCCAAGAAUGGGAACCCAACUUCAAUCCCACGUCUAACGUAACAAGAAAGCUCUUAGCAUGGAUCCGCCUACCAACUUUGCCAAUAGAAUACUUCGAGGACGAAUUCCUCAUGAAGAUUGGUCGCCAACUGGGAAGACCAAUCAAAGUGGAUGUGACAACAUGCUUAGCGUCAAGAGGAAAGUUUGCUCGUGUCUGCGUUGAGAUCGAUAUCUCGAAACCAUUGCGAUCUAAGUUCACUCUGGCGGAUGAAGUAUACCCUGUUGAAUAUGAAGGCAUCCACAUGAUAUGCUUCAAGUGUGGAUUAUAUGGCCACAAGAAAGAACUCUGUGGCCUUGAUGGGAAGACCCUUGAUCCUCCAAAUUUGCCUGAGGCAGCAGAGGCUGCAGAGAUGGAAACAGAGAAUGCUCAGCAGAAAACAAGAAACACGCCUAGUCCCUACACUGACAAAUAUGGCUCGUGGAUGAUUGUCAAACGCAAGGAACGAAGGAAUCCAAAGAAACCUGAGAGGAGACCUGUCCAAGAUUUGAGGACGGCCCCAGAUCAACCUCGAGAUCCCGUGUAA
Molecule: messenger RNA, 1017 nt
Organism: Ipomoea nil (Japanese morning glory)
Lineage: Eukaryota; Viridiplantae; Streptophyta; Magnoliopsida; Solanales; Convolvulaceae
Exons: 1
Coding region: 1-1017 (338 amino acids)
Source: RefSeq, a predicted model, not a curated record